AUGUUGCAAAGAAACGUGCCGCUUGGGCUGCGAGUGGCGAGGCGCUCGCUAUGGAAGCAAGGGGCGUUGCGCAAGGGGCAGCGUUUUGAUGAGGCCGAGAUGAUGGCAGAGCAGCUGAACCAUGGCACAUACAAGGCCAAGCGCAGCAAGCUGGACUACCAGUGGAGUGACAAAUCGCCGCGCCAACUGGAGCAGGAGUAUGCGGACAAGGUGGAGAAGAUGCAGAAGCUGAUGGCGGUGUUCCAGGGCCUGGCGGUGGUCGUCGGGAUCGGAGUAGCAGGCACGGUGUAUCUUCAAUGGCCGCAGAUCAAGGGCUGGAUUCUAGCGCGCGACCGGCGGGUGGACGACAACACGCUUGAGCGGCUGAAGGAGAUCAAGCGCAAGAAGGAGCUGCGCGGGAUCCCCGAGAUCCCGGUGACGGCGCCGCAGCCAGGAGAGCCCGGGCUCUACUACUGGGGCGCGCGGCUGGGCGAGGACGCUGGCUCCACGCGGUUCCCGUUGCGGGUGCCGGGGUUUGAGGGCGAGCGGCUGCGGGAUGUGGCGCUGGCAGAGGAGGGUUGCAACUUGGCAAUCGACCGCCGCGGCGACUUGUAUGCGUGGACUACGCGUUCGCGCGAGCUUCUGCUGCCGGGUCAGGACCUUUGCCAGGUGCAGAUAUCCAACGGUGUUGCCUACGGCCUGCGCGGCAACGGCGACCUGCUAGUGAUCCCAUACACGGACCGCGCCCGGCUGGCGGAGCAUGCCAGCUGGCGCCGUUCGCUGUUGAUGCCCUGGAGCCGCUACUGUGUGUACGACUGGAAGGUGGACAGCGGCUUGCUGGCCCGCGGCGAGAAACGGGUAGUCAAGUUUGCGACGGGCAAGCGGCACCUGGUGGCCGUGACCGACCGCGGCCACGUCUAUACCUGCGCGACGGGGCUGGAAAACGACGCGGGAGCCACCUCGUGCGGCCAAUUCGGAGUGCCAGAGUACUCCAAGUUUGACGGCGCCCCGCCGGUCAACCAAUUACUGGAGGUCGAACUUCUGAACAAGACCAUUGCCCCCGAUGGGCAGCUGGUCGAGCGCACCAUCACCCACAUCGCCUGCGGCAACUACCAUACGCUGGCUAUUGACAGUAAAGGCGAGCUGUACGCCUUCGGCGCCAACACGUACGGCCAGUUGGGGCUACCUGUCACGUACGACCUCGAGACCGUGCCGUUCCCGCGCCGCAUCGCCAACUUCGGCGCGCACUUCAUGUCCGGCGCUGCGCUGCGCUGCGUCGACAUACACUGCUGUGGCGAGACGUCGUUCGUCAGCGUCGUGCCCCAGACCGGGGGCGCAGACAUGCCCCAGCAGCUGACGUACUUCUCCUUCGGCAACGGUAUCUGGGGCCAGCUGGGCAAUGGCCGCUUUAAGCACUCGCAGAACGAAGCCACUAAGCUCAAGGCCGUGAACGGCAUCUACGACCACCCCGAGCGCGACGUCAAGCGCCGCGUCAAGAUCGCUACGUGGGCGUGCGGCGACCACCACGUCCUCUGCUCACUGGACAACGGCGACGUCCUGGCAUGGGGCUAUAACGACCGCGGCCAGCUCGGCAACGGCCGAGGCGUCAAGUGGGCCCAGCCGCAGAACGUCCCCGCGCUGCUCGCCCCCGGCGUCAACUACGCGCGCGACCCGGAGGGCACCCUGUUUGCGCCCAACAACCGCAUGCAGCUCCUACCGGACCAGCGCCUGGCUGCGGGCCCCGCCGCCUCAUGUAUAUACUGGCAGGCAUAG
Eremothecium gossypii ATCC 10895 is the source of this 1752-nucleotide messenger RNA. RefSeq names its product Fmp25p (gene FMP25). Gene Ontology annotation, cellular component: mitochondrial inner membrane. The transcript has a single exon. Gene Ontology annotation, biological process: mitochondrial respiratory chain complex III assembly. Lineage: Eukaryota; Fungi; Ascomycota; Saccharomycetes; Saccharomycetales; Saccharomycetaceae. The record is from RefSeq and is marked provisional. Bases 1 to 1752 code for a protein of 583 amino acids.